This is a messenger RNA of Recurvomyces mirabilis, 687 nucleotides long. It is a transcript of the gene VPS24, whose product is annotated as Vacuolar protein-sorting-associated protein 24. The transcript is spliced from 2 exons. The record is from RefSeq and is a predicted model, not a curated record. Lineage: Eukaryota; Fungi; Ascomycota; Dothideomycetes; Mycosphaerellales; Teratosphaeriaceae. The coding region runs from base 1 to 687 and encodes 228 amino acids. Gene Ontology annotation, biological process: late endosome to vacuole transport; protein transport; endosome transport via multivesicular body sorting pathway. Gene Ontology annotation, cellular component: multivesicular body; ESCRT III complex.
AUGGACACGGCACGAAGAUACUUCUUUGGCCCGACACCAGAAGAGCAGAAACGAAAAUGUAACUCCCUCCUACGAUCCAACCAAAGAAAACUAGAUCGCGACCUCGCCGGCCUCAAAGUCCUCGAAUCCAAAACCCGAACGUUCAUCCUCCAGGCUAGCAAGCGUGCUCAGAAAAACCCCUCCCAGGCCGUCCAAGCAAGAAACGAGACUCGCAUCUUCGCCCGCGAACUGAUCCGGGUACGAAAGCAAGAGCAACGACUUGCGACUUCCAAAGCCACUCUUGCGAGCGUGGGCAUGCAGGUGAAUGAGGCAUUUGCCAUGAAGAAGAUCGAGGGAAGCAUCAAGAAUAGUACGGGAAUCAUGAAGGACGUCAAUAUGCUUGUCAAGCUGCCCGAGCUGACGGGGACGAUGAGAGAGCUGAGUCAGGAGUUGGUGAAGUCGGGGAUUAUUGAGGAGAUGGUUACUGAUACUCUGGAUAACGAUGCCGUCAUGGAGGGAGAGGACGAGGAGGCGGAGGAGGAAGUCGAUAAGGUGUUGGGUGAGAUCUUGAAAGAUCGUGUCCAGACUCCUGGUGCGCAAGUGCCUGACGAUGUGCCUGCUAUGCCUGCGCAGGCGGAGGAAGAGGAGUUGGACAGUGAGGAGAUGCUGGCGCAAAUGAGAGGAAGGCUGGAAGCACUGAAGAGCUGA